GGGCGUGGUUACGAGCAGCACGACAAGCACAGAUGUCGAGGAGCAAAGGCCUAGGGUUCCCAUUCUGAUUCAAACCAAUUGGGUCAGCACAACGAACUGAGAAGCUUCUGCAAGCUUCAGUUUUCAGCCAAUUGGCAGACCAUUGCUGGCAUCGGGUUUGCAGCUGCGUUUUUUCUAAGCUUCUAAUAGAGCUGCGUGGUUUGUCCUUCCUAGCGGAUGGCUUAUGCAGCUUGCGCUGUCUCGCGCCUGGCUCUUUCAUUGCUUCCCACCACCACAAGUCUGCAACGUCAAUCAGCUCGUAGAGGGUUUGCAUUCUGGAUUCAGUGCAAGCCUGCUCCCAGCAAGGAGCGUGCUGUCUGCGGGAAGUGGACUGGAGGGGGCCUUGCACCAAGCACUCAAUUGAAAACUCCUGCACCUCGAUCCAUCAUCAUGUCAGCCAGCGCAAACGUUGCGAAUGCCCAAGCCUCAGCAGCGGCUGAGAUUGAGGAUGAUGCUGCCACGGUCAGCUGUGAGUGGCUACAGUCCAAGCUGGGCAAUGUGAAGGUUCUAGACGCAUCCUGGUACAUGCCGGCGGAGCAAAGGAAGCCUGAAGAGGAAUUCCUAGCUUGUCACAUCCCAGGCGCGCUCUUCUUUGACAUCGACAAAGUCUCCCGGACCGACACCGAUCUUCCUCACAUGCUGCCGUCCGGUGCCGUUUUCAGCCGGGCUCUUUCGGACCUCGGCAUUGGGCGCCAUGACCGGGUCGUCGUUUAUGACGGAAAGGGCAUCUUCAGCGCCCCUCGCGCGUGGUGGAUGUUCCGCGCAUUCGGCCACGAACGAGUGCACGUUUUGGAGGGGGGCCUACCGCGGUGGAAGGCGCUUGGAUUCCAGACAGACAGCGGAAGACCCGAGACUUCAAGAACGCAGGAGCCGGGAGAGCCGCUUGAAUUGAACGAGUCUCUCCUGCGGGAAGCCGAGGACGUGCAGCGAAACUUGGAGACGAGGGAAGCGGAUGUCGUCGAUGCUCGGGGGGCCGGCAGGUUCCACGGGACUGAACCGGAACCGCGGAAGGGCGUCCGUGGGGGGCACAUUCCCGGCAGCAAGAAUGUCCCCUUCCCUCAGGUGCUGACGUCGGACGGCAGAAUGAAGCCUGUAGAGGAGUUGCGGACGGUGUUUGCAUCUGCUGGAGUGUCGCUCGACCGGCCGAUCAUUACUUCUUGUGGCACGGGCGUGACAGCCUGCGUGCUUGCCCUGGCGCUGCAUAAGCUAGGGAAGAAGGACGCAGCUAUCUAUGAUGGCUCAUGGACAGAAUGGGGUGGGAGGAAGGAUCUGCCCUUGGAAAUGGAGUAAAGCGCCAGAUACCCACUCAAUCAACAUAGCCUAAUCCUGCAUCUACCUUGAGAGCAAAAUUGGGUUUUUGUUCAUCGCUUGUCUUUUAACUCGUGUGUAAACCUACAACGUUGUCUCAAGCCCUGGCGCAAAAGCGUCUCAGGAUGGUGUGUCUGCCACUGCUACAAAAUCCAUCUGUAGGCUUCAUCCACAUGGUGCAUCCAUUGUUGAAGAUAUGAUCGGACCAUUAAAUAGUUGAAUCACCGGCAUGCUUGAUUGUUGC
Molecule: messenger RNA, 1591 nt
Organism: Klebsormidium nitens
Lineage: Eukaryota; Viridiplantae; Streptophyta; Klebsormidiophyceae; Klebsormidiales; Klebsormidiaceae
Source: the annotation of a GenBank genome assembly